UUCCUACGCUUGCCGAGCCAUUAAAGGUUAAAUUACGUCGUGGGCGUAGCGGCUCCUUGUAAUGGCGACCGUGCCUUAGAUGUGCCCAGGUUUGUGAAAAUGAAGCGAAGAAGAAGUUAUUUAUUUUAAGAAAAACGCCGAGGUUCCCCGGAGGAGGACUUUGCGUCAACAACCGUCGUCUUUCUAAACUGGUUAACUUAGCUGUAAUUUUGAACUUUUGUGCCACCGAGAUGAUGAAGCUCAAGUCAAACCAAACCCGGACGUACGACGGGGAUGGCUACAAGAAGCGGGCCGCCUGUCUGUGCUUCAGGAGCGCGACCGAGGAGGAGGUGCUGCUGGUGAGCAGUAGUCGACAUCCUGACAAGUGGAUAGUUCCUGGAGGAGGAAUGGAGCCAGAGGAAGAGCCCAGUGUUGCUGCAGCUCGAGAAGUGUGUGAAGAGGCCGGCGUGAAGGGGACUUUGGGUCGUUUAGUUGGAAUAUUUGAGAACCAAGAGAGAAAACACAGAACCUACGUCUACGUCCUUAUUGUAACAGAGGUUCUGGAGGACUGGGAGGACUCAGUCAACAUUGGAAGAAAAAGGGAAUGGUUUAAAAUAGACGAUGCCAUACAAGUGUUGCUGUGUCACAAGCCUGUGCAGGCCACCUACUUUGAGGCCCUCCAGGAGAGUUGCCUGACCAGUAAUGGAACACCUUUGGUGACUACGAUAGGGUAUGUCACUGGAAUAUUCUUUUCCUCUUGUGAUUUGGGACUAUGGAAUAAAACCAGUGCAAGAAGACUGAAGAUUGUAAUAUAAAUGUGCCAAGAAAUAAACACCAGUAUUUCACAUUCA
This is a messenger RNA of Solea solea (common sole), 830 nucleotides long. RefSeq names its product nudix (nucleoside diphosphate linked moiety X)-type motif 3b (gene nudt3b). The record is from RefSeq and is a predicted model, not a curated record. Gene Ontology annotation, molecular function: bis(5'-adenosyl)-hexaphosphatase activity; diphosphoinositol-polyphosphate diphosphatase activity; endopolyphosphatase activity. The transcript has 6 exons. Gene Ontology annotation, cellular component: nucleus; cytoplasm. The coding region runs from base 231 to 794 and encodes 187 amino acids. NCBI's taxonomy places the organism in Eukaryota, Metazoa, Chordata, Actinopteri, Pleuronectiformes, Soleidae. Gene Ontology annotation, biological process: diadenosine pentaphosphate catabolic process; diphosphoinositol polyphosphate metabolic process; adenosine 5'-(hexahydrogen pentaphosphate) catabolic process.